Esox lucius (northern pike) is the source of this 971-nucleotide messenger RNA. RefSeq names its product deleted in primary ciliary dyskinesia homolog (mouse) (gene dpcd). The record is from RefSeq and is marked provisional. Lineage: Eukaryota; Metazoa; Chordata; Actinopteri; Esociformes; Esocidae.
AUGGCUACACGUCCUGUUUUGGCAACAUGGCUGUACAAAGCUGGUCAGAUCUCUUAAAAUCAUCAAAGAAAACAGCUUUAAUACACGAUGGAAAAAGGAAGAUACACUAUCUAUUUACAGACGGAAAAGAAAUGGCAGAGGAAUAUGACUUGACAACAGAUGAGCUCACUGUACGAAAAUGGCGUUCAAAAAGCACUUUUAAAGGGCAUGGCCCAUGGGAGAUAGAAGUUGGAGAGCCAGUGUCAUCUACUGUGGCCUCUUUGGAAUCAGAUGUUAUCAAGGAAAACUGUUCAAAUCCCAUCUUCUUGCGUAAAGAUACAAAGACCAGUUUUCAGUGGAGAGUCCGGAACCUUCCGUACCCCAAACAGGUCUACAACCUCUCAGUGGAGCCUGAUCAACGAUGCUGCGUCAUACGUACAACUAAUAAAAAGUAUUACAAAAAGUUCAAUAUUCCGGAUCUAGAUCGAAGCCAGCUGCCUUUGGAUAGUUCUGCUCUCAGCUUUACCCAUGUCAACAACACGUUAAUCGUCAGCUACAAGAAGCCCAAAGAGAUAUUAACCCUUGAGCAUGAGCUACUCUGUGAGGUGAAGAAACUGAAGGGAACCAAUGAAGGGGACGUGGACUGCAAAACUCAGUGAAGUGUGUAUCUACGUUGAUGUCACUCAAACAAGUUGUUUACCGACCCAUACUCUUGCUCUAGAUUUCUGUUGGAAUAAGUGCGGUUCCUUCCUUGGAAUAUUGAGCAGUGCCUUGUCUACACUUUUACGGUCAGUUUGUGAAUUCAGUGGUUGUCAUUGUUUUAACUGGUUCUUUUGCUAGUGUAAACUCCCAAGUGUCCCAUUGAAAGGUAUUAAAAAAUGUAUUACUGCUGUUUUGUAAAAUGUUCUGAAUCCGUGUUGUUGAGCUGCAAAUAUUUUUUUUUGAUUGAACACGUGUCUGUCUUUUGAAGAUGAAUAAAAUUCCAUAACGUG